AUGACUGAUCUGGCAAGUAAAAUAUCGAAGUUCACCUCCCUUGAUUUGGAAUCUUAUUUAAAUAAUACUUUUCAGAGAUAUGAAGGCUCUGUACUAGAAAAUGAAAAGCAUAGCAUAUCCAAAAUAGAGCAUGAGAUAGAUACCGAGCUACUUAGAACGUUUCUGCUCAACAGUGAUUCUCUACUUAACAUCCUUAACGUCUACGAAGAGUCAUAUAGAAUGGUUACUAGCAUGGUAGACCUAUCCAAGGAACUAGUUAGAUGUAAUAUGGAUGGAAGUGUAGAAGAAGAAGUUUUUGUAGAUAAGGAGCUUGUGAAAAAGUUCAGACUGAUACUCAAUAACUUUGACGAUGAAGCUGGUGUGUUUGCAACUGAAGAAAGAUAUUUGGUUCAUUUCGACACUCUCAGGGAAAAAAGUGGGUGGGAGUGUAUUCUUGUUCUGGCGAACGAUAUUCUUCUGAUUGGUGCAGUUCAAAAGGGAUUCAAGAAAUAUAGACUUUUGAAUGCUUAUAGCUACAGUAUUGCUCAGAUCCAGGUUAAAGACGACAUGCUAGAAGUAAAGGUAGAUCCGACAGUAUAUAUAUUUGAGAAAAACAAGGAAAGUGUGGAAUAUAUACUUAGAAUUUAUCAGGAGCUAACAUAUAGCUAUGAGAAGAAAGUCUUCGAUGAUUCUCCAAAGCCUGAGAUUGACAAGGAACUAAUGAACUAUUUAGUGUUUACAGAACAGUAUGAGUAUGCUGAAGCCAAUGGGCUAUUUCUCUCUCCCAAAAUUGUAUUCCACGACAAGGCAGAGAUGAUGAGAUAUCUCACUGUAGCCUCGAAAUCUAAAGGGGGGAUAUCAUCAUACAUUUUCCCAUUUCUUGAGGAAAGGUUUGUCAAAGGCCUUAGGAAGAUUAACAAAAUCCAACCUCUCAAUAACUUCAUUGAAGAUGUCUUUAAGUAUUUUAAUGAGUUUCUAUAUGAACAGGAUGACCUUAUAAAGGAGUUAGAGAAGAUAGAAAGCAUUAAAAAGAGCGGAGUGGUUCUUCUAAUAGAAAAGCAGCUUAUUAGAUGUAUUGAAAUUCUUGGGGUUAGAGUGUUCAGUAAGGGAUACGAUGUGAAGUAUACAGACUCAGUGCUAGAGCUUAUUAAUCAAAACCUCAAAUUUUCAAAAUACGAUUUUUCAUACCUAAUGGAGCAUUUUCUUAAAAAUAGAAGUGAGUAUAGAAAGAAAUACUUGGAUAGUGCGAUGAAGGAUAUAGAGAAGAUAGUAAACGACAUGAUUACUGAUUGA
Molecule: messenger RNA, 1272 nt
Organism: Encephalitozoon romaleae SJ-2008
Lineage: Eukaryota; Fungi; Microsporidia; Unikaryonidae
Exons: 1
Coding region: 1-1272 (423 amino acids)
Source: RefSeq, a predicted model, not a curated record